Molecule: messenger RNA, 1285 nt
Organism: Toxorhynchites rutilus septentrionalis
Lineage: Eukaryota; Metazoa; Arthropoda; Insecta; Diptera; Culicidae
Exons: 2
Coding region: 104-1063 (319 amino acids)
Source: RefSeq, a predicted model, not a curated record
GGAGUAAAAAUCGAUAUGCUGCAAAAAAGUCUCGCCACGCUGAGGUAAACAUCGAACGGAACAGCUUGGGUCGAAAACAUAUUCCAGUGUGAAUUCCGGCAAAAUGAUGCUAAUGACCGAUAGUGGAAACGAGAGUGAAGAACGUGUCGAGUCGUUGUUUUCGGACAAUCUGGAGAAAACCAGUGAACUUCUCGCGGAAGCAUUGCAAACAUAUUCCGACUCGGAUGCGGAGAGUGACAUUUACUCGAAAAUGAACGAGUUUGAUGUGGUGUUCCAUGAUCCGAAGGAUAAAUCCGGACCCCAGGGAGAAGACCGGAAAGAGCUGGUACCCAAGGGAGAAUUUCUCAUCGACAGUGUUGCACCAGCAUCGACCACAAGGCGGGUUUUGACCAGUGAUAAUAGCACAGAAUCGUACACGUCUUCCAUUGGGAAUAGUAGCGUAUCAACGCAAGACAGUGAAACUCGGCCGAACCAGAAGUUUAUCCAGAUAAAUACUUGCAAAAUAUUGCAACGAAAGCUGGAGCUUAAGGUCGAACGUGCAAAGCGUAACUAUCGACAGAUGUACGAAGAACAGGACUCCAUCCAAGACCUUGUGCCUAAGUCGGCGCCAUUAAUACCAAUUACCCGACUAUCGAUUCCCGGCAGUAGGGACUAUCAGCAGCCUCUGGUAGACGUAGGACCAAUCUCUGGCGAAACUGAUGAGGACGAUUUAGAGCAGGUUUCGUUCUUCCCGAGAGCCACGAAAAAAGCAACAGGCGCGCACAAACGGCAUGAACUGUCGGACACAUUUAGCAUACAAGAGAUGACCAUCGAAUCGGACCAAGAGGACGAACUGGACUUCCAGCAGUGCCGCAAACUUUCGGACAGUAGAAAAUAUAAGAAGAUCUUGAACAGAGGACUCAGCGGCGAAGAGGGUGACUAUUUGGAUAACGACGUCGACGAUUGUGAGGAUGAUGACGACUCGCAGAAUUUGGAACUGCUACCGCCGAAGGGAGGAUACAAUGUGAAGGAAUGGGCUCAGCGAGCGUUAUGUUGCUUCAAAAGGAACGAUUUCAUAUCAUGAGAUUAUGAGUACAAACUGGUGGAGAAUGAUGACAACACUGGUUAGGGGGUACUUCGGGGGGUGGUGUAUAUGUUGACUGACAUAUUGGAGAUAAAGUUUUGUUGUUGAUAAUUGUGUAUGUGUCUAAAAUAUCAUUUUACCUGUUACUGAGAAAUUAAAAACUGAACGCUAUUGUAAUUUAUGGAAAUAAAGUAUUGGGACAUUAUUUGAAAAAUAAAAUGC